This is a messenger RNA of Prunus persica (peach), 339 nucleotides long. RefSeq lists its product as uncharacterized. The record is from RefSeq and is a predicted model, not a curated record. The coding region runs from base 102 to 242 and encodes 46 amino acids. The transcript has a single exon. NCBI's taxonomy places the organism in Eukaryota, Viridiplantae, Streptophyta, Magnoliopsida, Rosales, Rosaceae.
UCUUGACAUAAGGGGGAAGAGAGGCCAUCUUUUUGCUAGUCAUUUGUAAUUAGAAUCCAUUGAACAGAAGCCCCCCUUUUCUUCUCCAAGUCCAAGCAUAAAUGGCUAAGGAGAUGAAGAAUUUGACUGGAUGGAUGGAGGUUCUUCCAGCCCCCAUCAUUUACCCACAAAAGCCUUCGAAUUCCCCUGGUUUGGAGACAAUUUUCGAAGAGAGCAUCGAAGAAUCUGACGACGAUUCAUAACUUUUUAAGCUCAUCUUGAUUCUUUGGUUAUGGAUCCUUGAUGAUCACAUAUUUGAAAAUGCUUUGCUUUGGAUGUGUCUCGCUACGCCUCGGCAUU